Echinostoma caproni is the source of this 204-nucleotide messenger RNA. NCBI's taxonomy places the organism in Eukaryota, Metazoa, Platyhelminthes, Trematoda, Plagiorchiida, Echinostomatidae. The record is from the annotation of a GenBank genome assembly.
AUGGAGACCGAGGCAGAGCGAGAGGAACGGAGUAAGGGAGGAGGAGGAGAGCGAGAUGGAAGUGCACGAGAUGGGAUUGAUCAGCUAAUGUUCGUCUCCAUGAAGGUGCCCGGUAGUUCCACAUUUGCGGUGCUCGUGGUUGGGGCCGUGGCGCUUAACGUCGUACUGACCGCGGUCCAAGCUGUACGCACAACAAUCAUAUGA